Molecule: messenger RNA, 1098 nt
Organism: Colletotrichum chrysophilum
Lineage: Eukaryota; Fungi; Ascomycota; Sordariomycetes; Glomerellales; Glomerellaceae
Exons: 3
Coding region: 1-1098 (365 amino acids)
Biological process (GO): mRNA splicing, via spliceosome
Cellular component (GO): U2-type spliceosomal complex
Source: RefSeq, a predicted model, not a curated record
AUGGGUGGUGAUCUCAACUUGAAGAAGAGUUUCCACCCUUCUCUCCUGAAGAACCAGGCCAAGGUUUGGGAGGAGGAGAAGAAAGCGCUCGAGGAGCGCAAGAAGACGCAGCAAAGAAUCAACGAGCUCAAGGAGGAGCGCGCCCGUGAAGAACUCCAGAAGAAGCUCGAGGCUGCCGGACACGCGAAAAAGGUCGAUCGCGUCGAAUUCCUCUACAACGGCCCGACCGAUGGACAGACCGGAACGACCGAGGAGCGCGAGAGCUACCUCCUGGGCAAGCGUCGCAUCGACAACCUGCUCAAGGGUACCGAACACAAGAACCUCGUAAAGCAGGCUGGCCAAGAGAGCUUCAUGGCACUGCAGACGGCCAAUACCGCACGAGACACCGCAGCAAAGGUUCGGGAAGAUCCUCUCCUCGCCAUCAAGAGACAGGAGCAGGCCGCCGACGGCGCUCUCAACCUCGAUCCAGAUCCAGAAGCCCCCGGCGGCGCCAAGGCGAUUCUGACGACGAAGAUCGACGCGAGAGACGACACCGACGUAGCGACUCUCAGGAUAGAGACAGAGGCAGCCACCGACGAAGGCGAUCCCCGAGGUCGAGAUCGCCUCGCCGCCGUGAUUCAGGAGAGAAAGACGACUACGAGAGGCGAGACCGGAGAGAGCGUCGUGACAAUCGUGAGAGAAGGCGCCAACCCUCUGUCUCAGACGAAGACCGUCCCUGGCGACCGUAACGGAGAAGCAUCCGACUCUCGCGACCGCAGACCCUACGACAACCGCCGGUUUGAUCGCAACAGAGACACCCGAGGUGACGGUCGUGCCAACGGUAAGGCGGACGACUCAGCUGCAGAUGAAGAGAGGGCAAGGAAGCUGGCUGCUAUGCAAGCGGCCGCCUCGGAUCUCGACACGGACCGAGACCGUCGUUUGGCUGCGCUCGAAGCACAGGAAAAUGCAGCACGUGAGGCCGACAACCAGGCCAGGGAAAAGUCUUCCAAGUACGGCGAUAGGCAGUUUGUCAACGGUCUGCACCGCAAGGCUGGUAACUUGGGGCUGGCAGAGAGGCUUGGACGGGGAAGACAAGGUCUACAGAGGGACGACGACUGA